Exophiala oligosperma is the source of this 2244-nucleotide messenger RNA. RefSeq lists its product as uncharacterized. Lineage: Eukaryota; Fungi; Ascomycota; Eurotiomycetes; Chaetothyriales; Herpotrichiellaceae. The transcript has a single exon. The coding region runs from base 1 to 2244 and encodes 747 amino acids. The record is from RefSeq and is a predicted model, not a curated record.
AUGCUUUGCGGAUCUUGUCAGAAGAUUUGGGCUAGAAUCGAUUCUGGCCUACCUUGCGACAAACAGACUUCUGAGCCUAGUCUUUUUGAGUACGCACAGCAACCGAAUACAUGGACAGGCUCACACCAUACCAGUGAUGGCAGCUUUGUUUCUGCUGUUCAGGACAACUGUUAUAUUUGUACAACAAUCGAGAGAGACUGUACUCGCGAAUUGCGCAAACAGGCCGCCUUGUUUCGCACGUUCUAUCAGCUCCAGUCAACAGAUAAUCCGGAUCAAGACGGACGCCGCUAUGACUUGGAUUUCACGGUCGAAAUUCUACGAGGACAACCUCCCAUCCCACAACGACAUGUUUUUGACUGCAGCGGGAUAUUUAAGAUUCUGCCCAAGCAAGGUAUGUUUCUAAUUCGAAUCAUCUGGUGGUUGAAACUGAUCGAGCGAGUAGCAAUAUCAGUUCCCAUGAACCCACUUCCGAUCACUAAAAAUACGUUUAGCACAGCUUGUGAGAAGCUGGUCCGUCGAUGGCUCGAGGACUGCUGCAAGUGCCACAAGCAUUGCACUCAACGAUUUGAUACAACGAAGAGCUCGAGGAAGCAAUUACUAACUGGCUAUCCAACCCGCAUCCUGAAUAUAUCCGCUGCACGAGGAGAAAAAUUCAGCUUGGAACUCUCGGAAAACCUAUCGAAACUCCCCGAAUACGUUACAUUGAGCCAUUGCUGGAACAGAAGCAUGCCGCUCAAACUUGAAACAGGGAAUAUCGAUGAACUGAAAGCAGGUAUGCCAUUGUCGAAACUUUCCAAACGUUUUCAAGAUGCAGUGAAAAUCGCUCGCUGGAUGGGCAUCGAUUAUAUCUGGAUCGAUGCUCUCUGCAUUAUUCAAAAUUCGAAAUCAGAUUGGGUUUUAGAAGCGAGCAGAAUGGGGGAAAUAUACUCAAACUCAUACUGCAACAUUGCUGCCACGAGCUCUGAAGAGAACAAAGGUUGCUUCACAGACAGACCAAGGGAAUUGGUGGAGCCCUGCGCUGUCUCCGAUCCUCUUUCGGAUGACCCAGAGAAGACGCAUAUCCUUGGGUACAAUGAUUUCUGGUGUAACAGCCUCCUAGAUACCGCUCUACACAACCGAGGGUGGGUAAUUCAAGAACGACUGCUCAGCCCCCGCACAAUCCAUUUUGGACAAGAACAAAUUUUCUGGGAAUGCCGUGAGAUCAAGGCUUGUGAGGCUUAUCCUGAAGGCAUACCGGAGGCCUUUUGUGAUUGGAGAACGCGAGCUUGGGGACGGCUGGACGAGGCGCUCAUAGAGAACGGCAAAUACUCGAAAGGCACAAUGGCGCAACAACACCCAAGCUUCCUACAGAGACUUUGCGCCUGGCUCAAGGGUACAACAAUGCCGAUGUCGGCCACGACCGCACCCUCUCCAGGACUACCCACAGCCUACGAAUUCUGGAGCAGGACCGUGGAGCGCUAUAUGGAGUGCAAACUAACCUAUCAACAAGACAAACUUGUCGCAAUAUCUGGUAUUGCCCGAAAAAUCCAGGAAGCCACCGGAGAACGUUAUCUCGCAGGGCUAUGGGACAAUUCCUCUCUUGCUCCUAGUCUUCUCUGGUACGUGCUUGGGCGCCGACAAGCCGACAGUACCGCCUCGGUGCGAUACAGAUCGGUGGAAGAUGAUUGCCGUGCGCCGUCAUGGUCUUGGGCAUCGAUGGAAGCCAAGAUUGUUUGGCACUGGCCUGUUGGCUGUGAGUCAGUCUUGAUCAAGAUCUCCGGAAAGGAGGUCAAUACAACUGUAGGGACUGAAUUGACCGGGGUUGCAUCCGCGAAACUUCACAUCGAAGGCCAUCUGUCCGAGGCUAAACUACGCAUUGCGGGUCAUGACCAAGACGGUUAUGCCACAGAGGAUGGCUGCUAUGCAUUACAACUCAAAUCGCAGGCAACUUCAUCUCAACAAAUCACUGAGCUAGAGCCUGCAGUCUUUCUCGACACCCCUUUAUUGCCAGAUCAUUGUGUUGAUGUACAUCUUCUCCCCGUGUGCACGGGAUGGAAUGGGCUUACCGGAGACAUUGACACCCAGCUUUCUGGGCUGGUCCUCAAGAAAGUCACAUGCCGAUUUGAGGCCAAAUACGAAAGAAUUGGCAUAUUUGGAUUGGAUCAGACGCAAGCAUAUCUUCUCUAUGGUCUCGGCUCGGAAAAAACAAACGAUUUCAAUGAAUACAUCACAAACCUGGAAAGGUCGGUGAUUACCAUCGUCUAA